Messenger RNA from Colossoma macropomum (tambaqui), 892 nucleotides. It is a transcript of the gene mrpl11, whose product is annotated as mitochondrial ribosomal protein L11. Gene Ontology annotation, biological process: translation. NCBI's taxonomy places the organism in Eukaryota, Metazoa, Chordata, Actinopteri, Characiformes, Serrasalmidae. Bases 158 to 733 code for a protein of 191 amino acids. Gene Ontology annotation, molecular function: large ribosomal subunit rRNA binding; structural constituent of ribosome. The transcript is spliced from 6 exons. The record is from RefSeq and is a predicted model, not a curated record. Gene Ontology annotation, cellular component: mitochondrial large ribosomal subunit; ribosome.
CGUCAGGGUGACAGCAGUUUGCCAGUAUGGCGCUGCACAUGGUUUGAAUAGUAAGUGAGUUAACGUGAAGGUCUUUUCGUGUUUGUGUGAGCUGAAUUCGCCCCUGACAGGGAGGCUGAGAGGGAGGCACAGAGCAGGCCCAGCACACACACAGAGAAUGUCCAAGAUAUCCAAGGCGGCCAAGGCGGUGAAGAAGGUGGAUGCAGGUGGUGUGAUAAGAGCAAUUGUUCGGUCAGGACAGGCGGCUCCAGGCCCUCCGCUGGGCCCCAUCCUGGGACAGCGCGGCAUCCCAAUUGGCGUAUUCUGUAAAGACUUCAACGAGAAAACGAAAGACCUCAAAGAAGGCAUCCCUCUUCCCAUCAAGAUCAACGUCAAGCCGGACAGGACGUAUGACUUGAAGAUCGGGUUGCCUAUUGUGUCUUACUUCUUAAAACAGGCCGCAGGCAUAGAGAAAGGAGCAGGGAAGACGGGGCAUGAGAUAGCUGGGAUGGUGUCUGUAAGGGCGGUGUAUGAGAUAGCACGGGUCAAGGCCCAGGACGAAUGCUUCAAGCUGCAGGAUGCCUCCAUGCAGACAGUGGUCAAGAGCAUCAUCGGCUCAGCCAGAUCCCUCGGCAUCCAAAUCGUCAACGACUUGUCACCCGAAGAGUACGGGGAGUUUCUCCGACAGCGAGAGGAGAAGCUGAAGGAGGAAGCUGCAGCCACCGCGGAGGCACCCGCAGGGAAGAAGAAAUAACGAAAAAAUCACAGAGGAUCUGCCUGUCAUGUAUUUAUACUGCAUCGCUGUCAACAGCAACCAUCCCCUCUGCAAUAUGCAGAGACCAUUUACUUGUGGAAAACUUGAAUUUACACAGUGUCUGUCUUUGGUAAUAAAAUAUGCUUGUUUUACACCCUC